CAGAGUACACCGGAAGUGGAAAGCCUCCAUUCCCGGAAGCGCAGGUGUUCCGGCCGGGCGGCUAGUGGCCAGAGGGAGAUGGCAGCUGCCCGGCGCAGGAGGCAGCGAUUGAGCUGGGCGGCGGCUCCGGCCCCCUCCCGGCGCGGGGGAGCGGGGUGAUGGGAUCGGGCCGCUCGCCCGCCGCCUUUCCGGUUGAGGAAGGUGCAGAGCAUGGAGAAUGAUGAACUUCCGCCAGAGGAUGGGAUGGAUUGGUGUGGGGUUGUAUCUAUUAGCAAGUGCUGCAGCUUUUUACUAUGUCUUUGAAAUCAAUGAGACUUACAACAAACUAGCACUGGAGCACAUUCAACAGCACCCUGAGGAGCCACAAGAAGGAACCACAUGGACACACUCCUUGAAAGCACGACUGCUGUCCCUGCCUUUUUGGCUCUGGACUAUUCUAUUUUUAAUACCAUAUUUACAGAUGUUUUUGUUCCUUUAUUCCUGUACAAGAGCUGACCCCAAAACUGUGGGCUAUUGCAUCAUUCCGAUCUGCCUGGCUGUUGUUUGCAAUCGGCACCAAACAUUUGUGAAGGCCUCUAAUCAGAUCAGUAGAUUACAGUUGAUUGACACUUAAUUCAAUCUCCGGUUUCAAUAGCUGCUUCAGGAAUGACACCUAUGUCUGACCUAAUCACACGACUGAAGUUCUGACUGGAGGUUGGAAAGAGCCUUUCCUUUCAAAUGGCUAAAUACUGAACAGUAGUUACUUUCUAUUUUUUUUAAUGCUUUUUUUUAAAGCAUGGACCCAUCAUACUAGCCAGAAUAGCAGAGCCCUGUGAGAGACUUGAUGCCUUAUGAUGCAAAAUUGCCACCCUCCCUCUGAAGUAUCUUGGGGAAGUAUGCUUCUGCAAUCAUACUCCACUGUGCAAAAAAGAUUACGUGCAAGCUUUCCCUUUGAAUCAAUGAAAGUGGACACUUUUGUGGUAAAUGUAAAAGAUUAGAACAUGCUGAUAAAAGCUGCAUUUAACACA
Messenger RNA from Chrysemys picta bellii (western painted turtle), 1007 nucleotides. It is a transcript of the gene LYSET, whose product is annotated as lysosomal enzyme trafficking factor. NCBI's taxonomy places the organism in Eukaryota, Metazoa, Chordata, Testudines, Emydidae. The record is from RefSeq and is a predicted model, not a curated record.